GGGACCCACGGAGCCGGGCGCGGUGAGCGCGCAGAGGGGCGCGGCCGCUCUGCAGCUCGGCCUUCCCGAGCUCCACGAGCUCCAUCCCCGGCGACCCCCGUGUCAGGCUCGGGCGUCUGCCCCCUGCCUGUCCCGGCGAGGCUGUCGCGGCGUCGGAGUAAUUCCGGAGCCUCCCACCGCUGCUUCUUUCCUUCCUUACCCAGGCCUCGGGAAGCUUGCCGCGGAAACGAAAGGCACAGCUCUGAGUGGGGAAAAGUGGUGCAUUUCUGAACAUUCUCAGGAUUCACAAGGAAACCAACCAUGUCCUUGGAUGACAUUAAGAUGAAAACUAGUGACUUAUUGGAGAAGGAGUACCUGGACAGCGGGGGUUUCGGAAAGGUGUCUCUGUGUUUACACAGAUGCCAUGGACUCGUAAUACUGAAAAAGGUGUACACGGGACCCAAGCGCACUGAGUACAACGAGUCCCUCCUUGAGGAGGGCAAGAUGAUGCACAGGCUGAGGCAUAAUCGGGUAGUGAAGCUGCUGGGCGUCAUCAUAGAAGAAGGGAACUACUCCCUGGUGAUGGAGUACAUGGAAAAGGGCAACCUGAUGCACGUUCUGAAGGCAGAGGUCAGUAUCCCCCUUUCUCUAAAAGGAAGGAUAAUUAUGGAGAUCAUUGAAGGGAUGUGCUACUUACAUGGACAAGGCAUAAUACACAAGGACCUAAAGCCUGAAAAUAUCCUCGUUGAUGAUGACUUUCACAUUAAGAUAGCUGAUCUUGGUGUUGCUUCCUUUAAGAUGUGGAGUAAACUGACUAAAGAGGAACAUAACGAGCAGAGGAAAUUGAAUCGAGUCUCUAAGAAAAACGGUGGAACCCUUUGCUACAUGGCCCCUGAGCAUCUGAAUGACAUCAACGCAAAGCCCUCCGAGAAGUCAGAUGUGUACAGCUUUGGCAUAGUACUUUGGGCAAUAUUUGCUAAUAAGGAGCCCUAUGAAAAUGCGAUCUGUGAAGAGCAGUUGAUAAUAUGCAUUAAAUCUGGGAACAGGCCAAAUGUGGAAGACAUCCUUGAGUACUGCCCAGAGGAGAUAAUCAGCAUCAUGAAGCAGUGCUGGGAGGCAAAACCAGACAUUCGGCCAACAUUUACUGGCCUUGAAGAAAAAUUUAGGCCUUUUUAUGUAGAUCAAUUAGAAGAAAAUGUAGAAGACGAUGUGACAAGUUUAAAGAAAGAAUAUCCAGACCCAGUCCAGAAUUCAUUUGUGAAGAGAAUGCAUUCUCUCCAGAUUGACUGCACAGCAAUACCUCCAAGCAGGUCAAAUUCAGCCCCAGAACAGCCCAGCUCACUGCACAGUUCCCAGGGGCUUGGGAUAGGUCCCGUGGAGGAGUCCUGGUUUGCUCCCUCCCUAGAGAACCAGCAGGAGGAGAAUCAGCUCAGCUUGCAGAGUAAACUCCAGGAGGAAGCCAACUACCAUCUUCAUGGCAGCCGCAUGGACAGGCAGACAAAACCACUCAGACAGAAUGUGGUUUAUAAUAGAGAGGAGGAAAGGAGACGAAGGGUCUCCCAUGACCCUUUUGCACAGCCAAAACCUUACGAGAACGUUCAGAAUCCAGGAGUAGGCCUUACUUACUCUAGUGCAACCAGUCCUGGUCAUGCACUACACCAACCAACGGGGCCAACCAGCCAACCCCAAGUACUGUACUGGAACAAUGGAUUGUACAAUCCAUUCCCUUUUGGAACAAGACCACAGGAUCUGGGAGCAGCAAGUUCAAGAGCUUGGUAUGGGCCAAAUCCAAGCCAUAUGCCAAGUGUGCAUAAAACUCCAGUGCCUGAGACCAACCUACUGGGAAACACACCCACCCUUUCAUUCGGCACCUUCCCAUCAAGAGAUGAGUCUGUGAAAUGUUCCAUACACAACAGUGCUGGCAUUCAGAUUGGAGACCAUAAUUACAUGGAGAUUAGUGGAAUGAGUUCAGUGCCACUGGACAUGAACUUGAAAGAAGAGCCAGCUGCUAAGUACCACGAUAUCUUUGAAAAUAUCACUAGUCUGACUGACAAACAUCUGGAUCCAGUCAGGGAAAAUCUGGGAAAGCAAUGGAAAAACUGUGCCCGUAAGCUGGGCUUCACUGAACCUCAGAUUGAUGAAAUUGACCAUGACUAUGAGCGAGAUGGACUAAAAGAAAAGGUUUACCAGAUGCUCCAAAAGUGGCAGAUGAGGGAAGGCAAUAAGGGGGCCACAGUGGGAAAGCUGGCCUAUGCGCUCUACCAGUGUUCAAGAACAGACCUCCUGAACUAUUUGGUACGUAUCAGCGAGAGCUAACUCCUGGAAGGGCCAUGGCAGCAUAAGGUCAUCUCCUCGCCAGUAAGUAACCCACUGAAAGUGUGCUGCCUCCGAUCCUGCAGAAUUCUUUCCUCACUGAUAUAGGUUCUCUGCAUGAAAAUCUCCUGCAUUCCAUAGCUGGAGAAUGGGAAAGAAAUCUACAGCAAACAGCUUACUAACCGGGAAGACCUAUUAACGGCCAAGGCCCAAUCCAGAAAGUAGCCUAAUUGGGUUUUGAAAGAGAGAGAGAGAUGUUUGAGAAAGAUAAUUUUCUUUCAGUUCAUUCCAUAACCUUCAACAACAUCAUUCAUUUACUUUCCUGGAGUUUUGUUCCAGCAAGAAAAAAAAAAAAUUCAGGGGACACAAACAAAGUCAACCUUCUUAUUUUAUGCUCUCUUUUCCAUAAAGACUCCUGUUAUAACCAAAGUACGGUGAGAUUGUGAGUUCUCUUCAACUAGGUUUUGUUGUUGUUGUU
Lontra canadensis (Northern American river otter) is the source of this 2770-nucleotide messenger RNA. It is a transcript of the gene RIPK1, whose product is annotated as receptor interacting serine/threonine kinase 1. Gene Ontology annotation, biological process: signal transduction; protein phosphorylation. Lineage: Eukaryota; Metazoa; Chordata; Mammalia; Carnivora; Mustelidae. Gene Ontology annotation, molecular function: protein binding; JUN kinase kinase kinase activity; ATP binding. The record is from RefSeq and is a predicted model, not a curated record. The coding region runs from base 301 to 2295 and encodes 664 amino acids. The transcript is spliced from 11 exons.